AUGGCCGUCCAUCAAGUGUACCAUCGCUUCUUCCAAUUACCACCGCCGCCCAGAGCUCAUUUGCUCGAUCUGCCAUCAAAAUCGCGUCAGAAGCUGUGUGCCGUCCACAGCCAUGCCAGGCGGCAAGCGGCCGACCUUAUGUCGAGCCAAUGUGCCCAUGUGGCGAGAGGAUUCCCUUUACACUGCCUCCCUCCCACGUCUCCAGUUCACAACGACUCUUGCUCCGAUCCUGCAAUGCCGUCCGACUCCGUGUCCACCCCCGAGCCCUCCUCGGCACCAUCCUUCGUGUCCUCCCCUUCAUCCGAGUCCGAGCCGUAG
Messenger RNA from Purpureocillium takamizusanense, 318 nucleotides. RefSeq lists its product as uncharacterized. The transcript has a single exon. NCBI's taxonomy places the organism in Eukaryota, Fungi, Ascomycota, Sordariomycetes, Hypocreales, Ophiocordycipitaceae. The record is from RefSeq and is a predicted model, not a curated record. Bases 1 to 318 code for a protein of 105 amino acids.